Vombatus ursinus (common wombat) is the source of this 3569-nucleotide messenger RNA. It is a transcript of the gene DEGS2, whose product is annotated as delta 4-desaturase, sphingolipid 2. The record is from RefSeq and is a predicted model, not a curated record. Gene Ontology annotation, biological process: sphinganine metabolic process; ceramide biosynthetic process. The transcript is spliced from 3 exons. Gene Ontology annotation, cellular component: membrane. Gene Ontology annotation, molecular function: sphingolipid delta-4 desaturase activity. The coding region runs from base 105 to 1076 and encodes 323 amino acids. Lineage: Eukaryota; Metazoa; Chordata; Mammalia; Diprotodontia; Vombatidae.
CCUACCAGUGCCCAGGGUUUGUAAACUGGUCUUCCCCAUGCCCCAGCCGGAGACCACAGGCUGGCUCUCAAGUUAGCUUAUCCUGCUCACCUUCCCUAACAGCCAUGGGCAACAGGAUCACCCGGGGAAACUUCGAAUGGGUUUACACUGAGCAGCCCCACACCCAGCGACGCAAGGAGAUCUUGGCUAAGUAUCCAGCCAUCAAAUCACUAAUGGGCCCAGAUCCACACUUGAAAUGGAUUGUGUCCUGCUUGGUGCUGACCCAGUUCUUCGCUUGUUACCUGGUCAAAGACUUGUCUUGGCGAUGGGUCUUCUUCUGGGCCUAUGCCUUUGGGGGCUGUGUGAACCACUCCUUGACUCUGGCCAUCCAUGACAUCUCUCAUAACGUGGCCUUUGGCAACAAAUUUAUUCAGCGGAACCGCUGGUUUGCAGUCUUCGCCAACCUCCCCAUUGGUUUGCCAUACUCCGCUUCCUUCAAGAAGUAUCAUAUUGAUCACCAUCGCUACCUGGGUGGUGACAAACUAGAUGUGGACAUCCCCACAGACUUUGAGUGUUGGUUCUUCUGCACGCCAGUGAGGAAGCUCCUCUGGCUCUUCUUGCAACCACUAUUUUACGCCCUGCGUCCACUCUUUGUAAACCCCAUGGCUAUUACACAGAUGGAGAUCUACAAUGCGCUGACCCAGCUUGCAGUCGACCUUGUGAUCUAUAUGCUAUGGGGGCUGAAGCCAAUUGUAUACUUUAUCGCAGGCACUUUCCUUUGUACAGGAAUACACCCCUUCUCUGGUCACUUCAUUGCUGAGCACUAUCUGUUCUUGAAGGGCUAUGAGACCUAUUCCUACUAUGGGCCUCUCAACUGGAUGACCUUUAAUGUGGGCUACCACAUGGAACACCAUGACUUUCCCAGUAUCUCAGGCUUCAAGCUGCCCAUGGUUCGGAAAAUUGCCCCUGAGUAUUAUGACAACCUCCCCCAGCACCAUUCCUGGAUCCAGGUUCUCUGGGAUUUUGUCUUCAAAGACACUAUGGGGCCUGCCUCAAGGACAAAGAGGGUCUACAAGGAGGCCUUGAAAAGCUUCUAAUCUACCUUCCAUUCAACUGAUAAGGCCAACUUGGGCCAGGUUCGGGGACCUAAAUUGCUUGAAAAAAUGGUUGGCCCAGAAGUCCUCAAUAUGAACUAUAGAACAUGAGUUGGUUAUCUGAAAUGGCCAAAAUAUUGGAAUGUGUCCUUGUUAAAACAGAGCAGAAACAACAAACCCCACCUACGUCCGUUCUGCUUCCAGGAAGCUCCCAUUAUGAUCUGAGCAAGGGCCCAGAUCCUAUGACCUGCUGAACUUUUUGCUUCAGUCCUGAGAAACAGGAGAGCAGGAAAAACAUGAUUUUCCCCUUUGCACUGAUGUAAGGGCAAAAGAACUUUAGUUUUGAGUCAGGAGAUCUGGGUUUGAGACCUGGCUUUCCUACUUUUACUGUGUUCUGGACCAGAGUUGGUCUGGGAGUGUUGGAGUAGGCAGAUGAUAUUGAAGGUUCUUUCCAGUUCUAAAUUCUGUGAUCCAAGAUCCUGAAGGUGGCAGGGAGGAGGAGGGAUAGAACAUUAACUUUGCUUAGGGGUGGUCUGGGGCUCCUUACUAAAGGACCCCAAGGGUGGUCCUUAUACUGUUCUUGGGUUAUUCAUAUUUUUCUGCAUCAUGCAAAAUUUGGGUCCAUGCAGAAGAACUGGUUCUUCAGCAUUUUCAUCCCCCCAGUGCCUUUUGGUUUCUUGUUUCUGAGCACGUGCCACAGCUGAUCUCUAGGGCAGAAGACUAGUGCGGGAAGGGACCUUAGAUUCAUCCAGUACAGGAUAUCAGAGCCCCUGGAGGGGGAGGGGAUGGGGAGCAGGGCUUAGAGAUAAUCUAGGUCUCACUUUUUCAGUGAAGAAACUGAGGCACAGAGAAUUCCUGCAAUAAACUCACUGUGCUGGCAGAUUUGGUACUAGAAUACCCCAAAUCCCUUGCCAACUUUUUCUAUUUUAUCACAUUGCUUCCUGGGAGUGUCAUCAUUUGAAUAGGGGCAUUUUUUUUUAAAGACUCCAAGUAAUGAAGUUAUAAUGGCAAUGUAACAGGCACUCAGUGGAAGAGGGAGAGACGUAUUUGAGUCAGGGUGCCUUGUGCCUUCUUAUAUCAUACCACUCCCUUACCCCUAACUUGUGGCCCCUAGGGCUGGUGGAUGUGGCUCCACCUAGGUCAUUCCUGGGUAGCUGGGUAGUCAUAGACAUCAGCCCACUUCUUGGGAUAAAGGCUUCUUUGCACCCUAACCCCUGCAAAUUGAGCCCCCUGACAAGUCAGUUUCUCUGUGAAGGAACAUUGGGAAGGAUCAUUUUAAGUCCGGUGAAAGGUGAUGUGGAAAGAGUUGGGUUCAGAGGCAGGAGUCGAGAUUCCUGCCCUGCCACUAGAACUUUCUGCGACCUUGAACAAGUAAUUUCCCCUCUCUGGGUCUCAAGCUUACUCGUCUAUGAGAUUAAGUGAUCAGAAUGGAUGAUCUCUAAGGCCCCUUUCAGCACUGAUAUUCUAUAAUUGUAGAGUUCCAGGGCUGCCUUAGGCAUUCCCUUUCUAUGAUGACUAAAGUCUUUAAACUCUGAUAUUGACCAGCUUCAUCUCUUUCUCCCAAUAUUGCCUAGGAUUUCUAAACAGCCUAUUAUGAUUUAUAGCUGCCAGACAAAAGAAAGCACUUCUCCUUACUUGAAGACCAGCUGCUUAGAAGGGUCCAUUGCCGGUGAAGGAUUGCUCUUGAGUGGAUCUGACUUCUGGUCAGCUUGGAGUCUGCUGGGAUAAGGGGGCAGGAAAGUUGGCCUCCACUAGCAUUAUGAGACUUGAAACCUCUAAUAGGUCUUAGCUCCUUAUUGUCCUCUUCCCACACCACCAACAGUAGAGUGGCCACUGUGAUGGCAUAGGGAGCAUGGGACCCCAAGGCUCAGAGACCUGUAAACCUGCGCCUUUGAGCCAACUUUUCCCCUUUGCUCCCCAAGGGAUGCUGCUGUAACACCUGAGCACUGAAGGGGAGGGGCUUAAGUUGCUCCUUUUCUCAGCACCUAAAGAAAUAGCUUUUGAGAUAGAAUUUGUAUUCUUAUAGACACAUUCCAAUCUUCCUGGUGACAUGUCCCCAGUCAUAAAAGGUCAUUGUCUUCAGAGGCAAGGGACCUUGGUUUGAUUCUCAGAUCUGCCAGUAAUAUGCUGGGUGAUUGUGAAUGAGUCAAUUUGAACCUCUUAACCUCGUUAAUAAAUUCCUUAUAGCUCCAACAUCCUACAUUCCAUGAGUCCAAGCUCCUUUUCAGUUUUGAUAUUUUGUGAGUCUAAUGUUCUCUUUUAUGUUUAUAUAUCACUUUGUGCUUUUUUGGAGUUCAUUCUCAGGGUCAUCAGCCAUGAAGAGAUAGGGAAAAUAUCAACAAAUUGACUCAUGGGCCAUUCCACUGGAUACUUCGUCUGGCCUAUGAGGCCCUUGACCAGAGCUGUCCUGUGAAAAACAAAUGCAAUAAAUGUUUGAGACUCUUGUGUUUCUGAAAGUUAUUUGAACUUAAAAUAAAAUGGAAUAAUUAAAUCCAA